AUGUCCGAGCUCAAAAUCACAUUAGAAGAGCAGCGACAGGAGCAUCUGGUGGCCGUGACCAAGAAACGGGAUGAUCUUCAUGUGUUCCUCGCCGGCUCCAGGCCGAGUGUCUAUCGGUUCUCGAGGCGUCAAUUGCUAUUAAUGGUGUUGUUCUGUGGCUCGGUGUUGAUUGUACUUUACGCCUACUGGGAUGUGAUGAUUCUGACCACAUUAGCAGUUAAUGGUGGCCAGGACAAUCGGGUCUCUAGCGAACAGCUCGCAUUGAAGCUGGAGAAAGAGGUGCGUGUCCUCUGCUGGGUCCUAACCACCCCUAAAUAUCACAAAUCUCGAGCGGUGCACAUACAGCGCACGUGGGGCAAGCGGUGUAACAAGAUCUACUUUAUGACCUCGGAGCCGGAUGAAGAGCUAGAAACCAUUAUCCUAUCCAAGCCAGAUAAGUAUGAACUACUUUGGGGCAAGACAAAGGAGGCGUUCACAUAUAUUUACGAAAAUAAACUGGACGAGGCCGAUUGGUUCAUGAAGGCUGACGAUGAUACUUAUGUUUUUGUAGAGAAUCUGCGGCAUUUGCUCUAUCCUUACUCCCCGGAUAUGCCCAUAUAUUUUGGCUUCAACUUUAAGAUGCUUAACACGAACCAAAAGAAUGCGUCAUACAUGUCGGGGGGCAGUGGAUACGUGCUCAGCCGUGAAGCAUUGCGUUUGUUUGUACAUGGCUUAAACGACAGCAGCAAGUGCCGGCAACAGGACGAUUCCCCCGAGGAUGUGGAGGCGGGUGCCUGCCUCUUUCGUUCGGGCGUUACCGCCGGCGAUUCACGCGAUUUGAAACUGCGUUAUCGCUUCUUUCCAAUGGCACCAUUCGGCCAGCUAAUCUCACAUUACACUGGCAUGGAUUUCUGGCUCUUUACAUACGCCUAUUAUAAUCCACGUGCCUGCAUGGAUUGCCUCGCCGAAUAUCCGGUGGCCUUUCAUUAUGUACCGCCCGAAGAUCUAUAUGUUUUCGAUUAUCUCAGCUAUAACUUUGAUCUCUAUGGGCGACAGCCUGUUGUGGAGUAUCUUCCCGAGAAGAUUGCACCCGACCAGCUCGUCAUUCCACCAUCGGAUAAUUAAUAGAACUACCAAAUGUUUUUCCCUACUUUUCCUUUUUUUUACAUUGAAAUUAAACCUAUUAUUAUU
Molecule: messenger RNA, 1170 nt
Organism: Drosophila innubila
Lineage: Eukaryota; Metazoa; Arthropoda; Insecta; Diptera; Drosophilidae
Product: glycoprotein-N-acetylgalactosamine 3-beta-galactosyltransferase 1
Exons: 4
Coding region: 1-1104 (367 amino acids)
Cellular component (GO): membrane
Molecular function (GO): N-acetylgalactosaminide beta-1,3-galactosyltransferase activity
Source: RefSeq, a predicted model, not a curated record